AUGCCGAACGACAGCCAGCCGCUUGUCGUUGUCAAGAUGGGUGGUGAACCUAUUUAUGUGAGAUUCGAUCCCAACACGACCGACCUUACGGACGAAGGUCUACCCUUGGGUGUGCACAACAUUAAAGACUGUAAGGGCGGCGUUGAUCAUGGAGGGCCUGUCAUUCUCAUCGCCGACAAGAAAGACCUAAAAGUUGAGAAUAUUGCCACUGAUCUCAUCAUUGGCGUCGUCAUGAAUUUCAGCUGGCAUCCGAGUCUUGGAUGCCACGUCCAUUUCGCUCUGGCGAGCAACUUCUCUGAAUGGGCGGAAGAGGCGCGCACAGAAAUAUGA
Molecule: messenger RNA, 330 nt
Organism: Ostreobium quekettii
Lineage: Eukaryota; Viridiplantae; Chlorophyta; Ulvophyceae; Bryopsidales; Ostreobiaceae
Source: the annotation of a GenBank genome assembly